Messenger RNA from Physella acuta, 876 nucleotides. Its product is annotated as von Willebrand factor D and EGF domain-containing protein-like. The record is from RefSeq and is a predicted model, not a curated record. NCBI's taxonomy places the organism in Eukaryota, Metazoa, Mollusca, Gastropoda, Physidae.
AUGGUGUAUGAUAGUAGUCCAAAUGAAUUUUCCCUGUCUACUCUCAACAAUCUUAAUUUGCACUGUUUACUGCAUCUUCAAACAAAUCUGAGCUAUUGGAUAAUUGAGGAGAAUGAAGUAUAUUUGGAUGAAAAUAUUUUUUGGUCACUUUGUCCAGCUAACUGCAAUAUGAAUGGCACAUGCUCAAAAGGAAAAUGCAUUUGUAAAGAUGGUUUUGGAGGUGCAGCAUGUGACAUAGAUCUGAGGGUGCCUCCCCAAGUCAUAGAUUCACCAAGUAACAGAAUCUGUGAUUUAAAAUCAAAGAGAUGUCCUAAUAAAAUUGACAUCAAUGGGUUCAAUUUCCUCAACAGUGUCAACUUGACUUGUCAUAUUAAAACUUUGAUGAUUAUGAAUAAAACUUUGGAAAUGUCUAUUGAUGAGACUACAACAUCAGCCAACUUCAUCAAUUUCAACACUGUCAAAUGUCAAGUCAAUUUGUCAAGUAUUUUUGCCUUAGCCAUCAGUAACACAGAAGGCAUUCUUAGUACCUUCAUGAACUAUUUAUUCUAUAACUCCUCCUGCUUAAUUUGUACAACUAACCCAGACAGUUGUACCAUAAAGAUGGACUCUUGCUUUAUUACAAAUAGAUGUUAUUCAUUUAAUGAAACCUCCCUUGAUGAUAAGUCACUCGUUUGUGUACCAGCUAUAAACCAAACAUCAUUUAUCAAUAUGUCAACGAAGAAAGGGAAGGGAGUGGUAGAGCUUUAUGGUGGUAAAUUCUGGAGGGGGGAGGAAGAGUUUAAUGGAAGUGAUCAGGACCACAGCCCAGCCAAGCGUAGAGACAGGCUUUCAGUUCUGGGUUUUCUGGAGAGUUCUGUUAGCACAGAGAAGGACUAG